AUGAUUAUGUAUAACAAAGGAUGGGAAUUGGAAUAUAGAAAGAUCCCAUACAUUUUAAAUGCCAUUGAUUUCUCUUACAACAAAUUUGAAGGGGAGAUACCAGAUAUCAUUGGGAAUCUUCAAGGGCUUUAUUUGCUUAACCUUUCCAACAACUUUUUGAAUGGUCAUAUACCAUCAUCUUUAGCAAAUUUGAAAACAUUAGAAUGCUUGGACCUGUCAAGGAACGUGCUCUUAGGAAAGUUACCUCCUGAGCUAACUACGCUCACUUCCGUUUCUUCUUUUAAUGUUUCUUAUAAUCAACUUGAAGGACCCAUUCCACGAGGGAACCAAUUUGAUACUUUUGAGAGCAAUCAAUAUGAGGGAAAUAGGGGAUUAUGUGGAGUUCCAUUGAAGAAGAAAUGUGAAAAUUUUGAGGCAUCACCACAAGAGCGUUCAAAUAUUGUGGAAGAUGAUGACGCAGGUUGCAUAUUUAAUGAGAACUUUUGGAAGUGGAUGAUAGUUUUGAUGGUUUAUGGAAGUGGACUCAUAUUUGGUUUGGUUAUUGGGUGCAAAGUCACCAGAAAAAAACAUGAUUGGUUUGUGAAGAUUUUUGGAAAGAAACAACACCACAUAAUGUGA
Hevea brasiliensis (rubber tree) is the source of this 618-nucleotide messenger RNA. RefSeq names its product putative receptor like protein 25. Lineage: Eukaryota; Viridiplantae; Streptophyta; Magnoliopsida; Malpighiales; Euphorbiaceae. The coding region runs from base 1 to 618 and encodes 205 amino acids. Gene Ontology annotation, molecular function: protein binding. The record is from RefSeq and is a predicted model, not a curated record. The transcript has a single exon.